AUGGCUGGCUACUCCCUUACACAAUUUGUUACUGUUAUGCUUUUGUAUUAUAUCUCAAAUAUCCUUACGGAUGGACAGUUCAUGUAUAUCGACAUGUUUUUGAUAACUCUUCUGGCGGUCCUUUUUGGAAAUACAUCGGCAUAUAGUAAUCUUUGUCCUACUCCCCCACCUACACGAUUGCUGUCGGUUGCUAGUAUCUGCAGUGUGCUUGGACAGUUAGCUAUCAUGGGUAGUACUCAGCUUCUUGUAUUCCUGAUGACUACAUCUCAGCCCUGGUUCAUUCCUUAUAGUGUUCCUCGUGGUUCAGAUACUGAAGACAAAAGAAGUAUGCAGGGAACGGCAGUAUUUUACGUGUCCGUGUUUCAAUACAUCACUCUUGUCGUCGUUUAUUCAAAAGGACCGCCAUACCGCGACACACUUUACAGUAAUAGACCGUUCUGCGCUUCUAUCGCCUUCGUCACACUGCUAUCAUUGGUGAUCAUAUUGUGGGCUCCUCCUUGGUUGCGGGAUUUUAUGGGCAACAUGGACCUUCCAUCAUUCGAGUAUCGCAGCCUUCUAGUACUUAUUGCUAGCAUAAACGCAAUUAUUUCCUUCCUGUUUGAGAAAGUAUUCGUCGAACAGUUUCUGCUUGUUUAUAUGGAAAGGUGAGU
Messenger RNA from Strongylus vulgaris, 650 nucleotides. NCBI's taxonomy places the organism in Eukaryota, Metazoa, Nematoda, Chromadorea, Rhabditida, Strongylidae. The record is from the annotation of a GenBank genome assembly.